UAUUCUUAAUUACGAUUGUUUUUCAUAAUCGCGAUUAAAACUAUAGUAUUCGUUGCAUAAAAGGAUCGCUAGUUGAGCGUUCCCGAUAAAGGUUUUUUUAGAUGUUACAGGCUCUGAAUUGAAAACGAAGAUCAUCGUUCAACUUUCUAGCAGAGCAUUUUUUCCUUAUCAUGAAUUUAAAAAUUAAUAAGCCAGCAUGUUUCGUUCACGAAACUUGUGGACCAAACUAUAUUUUCUUGUGAAUUUAUUUAAUCAGUAAGAGCAGCAUAAUACUAUUCUAUUAUUCUUGUACUGUGUCAAGUAUUGUGAAAAUGUUAGUUUGUGCUGAAUAGUAAAAGCAUUUAUGUUAAAUUUUAUAGAAAUCAGGAACCGAAUAUUAAUUGCAUAGGUAACUUGAAUAUUUGACUUCUUUGGAAUUAAUGCCAUCUGUUUACUACAGUAGUAACCAACCAUUCUCAUUUUAUUUCCAAGAUACUUUCCUAAUUGGCAUCGAGGUACAAGCCUGAUCGAAUCUAAACUUUGAGAGGCAAUAUAAUCGCAUUGCUAGCCUCAUGAUCGUCCUGUACACAUUUUGUGUCGAAUGAACAGAAUCCGAGAUUGUAGCACCUGUGAUUGUUUUGCCAUUUAAAGUGACAUAAUUCAAUUCAAUUGCUACCUUCAAAACACUUUUAAAAAAUCACAGCUGUAUUGAACGUAAAUCGUAGGCACAAUACGAUUUUUAAUUAGUAACAAGACUCGUACCUCACAGAGAGUGUUGAGGGGCAGCCUUGGGAUUCCAAUUCUAAACCUGAGGCGAUCUUUUUACCAUACCCUUGUGUACUGGCAAUAAACAUGUUUCGAGCAGCCUCAGAAAAACAGGUUUUUUCCCUCGAGCCCUACGUUUUCGCAAAGUAGAAAAAUUAACUUCUCUACUAAAUUCAAUAUUUAACAAAAGAACAAUGAAACAAAUAAAAUUAAACGAUUUUCGCAUGAAACGUUUACUUUAUAUAUUACUGGAUUCAUCAUUAUAAUAAUUAUUAAAAAAAAUAUUUUCUUUUUCCAUGCUUUUUUUCUGUAUGGACCCCACUGCGACCAAUAGUUUUUUACAUCUUUUGUGGCAUUGUCCGGACGUUUUUGCUGUUCGCAAGUAAUCUGCUCCGUGUUAUAGUGCCUUUUGUCUUCUCCUUCAGACUUAGUAACCUACUUUCUUCCUAUCGAUCUUAUCAUAUCCUCUUGCAGGCUAUCACUCUUACAGCGUAUAACGUGUUAUAAGUCUAAGAUAUUAUCUACUAAGAUUCGAACCGUCGAAGUGGACUCUGUAACCUGGCGGUUACGAAGCUUUUUUUCCAUGCUACCGAAAGUUGAGAUUAAUUUUUAGCCAAAUCCGCAAAACUCGCUUCAAGUAACUUAUCCCCAGUAUGAACAAAUUGUACAUAUUUUAUUUCCAUUCUUAAAUUUCGAGCAUCUCACUUGAGAAGUGAUAAAAUAUUUUUUAUAAACCUGCGGCCGAAUUCCGAGCACACAUUUCUUCGAAGAGAAGAUAAUUUCUUCAUAUACUUUCAAUGAAUGUUUCAAUGUUCUCGGAAUUCGGCCGCUGGUCUAUUAAACUUUCUAAUAGGCGAAAACCAUAUUCCAUUCCAAACUAUGAGAACAUUUUUAACCUAAUUGAUAGGAAUUUUUUUAGCGUAUAACUUUUGUCUUUAUGCGCAGCCACAGGGAUGAAUGCUGUGCUGUCAGGUUGUAAUGUAUAUACUGUUGUACUCAUCAUCAUGCUGUUGUACUUGCAGUUGCAGUGCGAUAAUUUUUUGACGUUUCUGAAUAUUGAUUGAAGAGGUUCUAUUUUGAUAAUGUUAUCAAGUUUCGAAUUAUGAUUUUAAGUUCAUUAGUUUCUCAGUAGUUACACUGAUUGUGAUGACCACUAACGGAGAUAGUGAAUUGUUUCCAUCAAAUGUUACAAUACUUCAAUAUCUGCUGGAAAAUGAUUCAACAGGAGCGGCGAUAAAAACAAAGGGCGUUGGUUCCCUUGCAAAAGAUAAUUUGACCAACAGUCUACCGGAGUGCACCUCUGUAAAUGACACCAAAUCAGACCAAGAAACAAUUGCAGUCUACGAAUGUUCCAAGGCUAACUGCGGAAAGUAUUAUCUGCAGCUAGAGCAUCUGAAGGCACAUGAGCGAAUUCAUUCUGGCGAAUUGAUUUGCAAAUGGGAAACGCAUCCCGGUCAGGAUGGAAGAGAGCAGCAAAAUAAUACUAAUAGAAGUGGUUUGAAAUUUCUUCUGCAAAACGAGCGUCUAGAACUGGUUUUCCAAGGGAAUGAUGAUGUUACUGACGAUGCUGAUGAGCGGGAAUCUAAUAAAACUACCAGCAUUAUAAAUUACGAUGACGAGACUGAUACCUUAGAAAACACAGCCAAUGAUGAAGCGAUUACUGAUACGGAAAACUAUGAUUCAGAUCAGAAUGAUAGACAUGCAGUACCCAGCUCACAAGUGGUUCAUUUGUAUAAUGCCGAUAUUAAUUUAGAUGAUAAUUAUAUCCUUUUGGAGGAAGAUCCCGACGAGUAUGUACAAAUAUGUUCAAAUCAGGACCAAACAAUGCGGAUCACGUCUACUAAAGCGCGACGAUAUCUAUGUCCUUGGGAGGACUGCGGAAGAGCCUACACCAAGUCGUCACACGUUACUGCUCAUUUACGAUCUCAUACCGGGGAGCUUCCGUAUGCCUGCACCUGGGAAGGAUGUGAACUUCGAUUCUCCCGAGCAGAGACAUUGAAGCGACACUUUCGGAGACAUUCAGGAGAGCGCAGCUUUGUAUGUCCAGAAUGCCCAGCCACUUUCGGCCGAAGUGAUCAUUUACGAGGUCAUAUGAAACGACACAAUAUUGAUGGUUUCGUGAUAGAAAAGGUUAUUAAAAAUCCUGAAAGGGUGAAACAAACCCGAACAUCAAAACUUUCAGCCAUAGCUGGUAGGUUGAAUAAGCAUAAUAAGAAGACAGGGCUUGCUUCAAUUUUACCGCGCAACUUCCGGUGCGAAUUUCCUGGUUGCGAUAAAAGCUACACUCGGUCUAGUCAUCUGCGAGCACACGAAAUUUUACACAGCGAUUCGUUUCCUUACAAGUGUCCCUGGGAGGACUGCGAACGGGUUUAUGCACGAUCAUUCGAACUUUCCCGGCACCGCAGGAAGCAUACCGGUGAGAAGAAGUUUGUGUGUCACAUUUGCCAGCAAGCUUUCAUGCGAAGCGAUCAUCUUUCGAUGCACGUAAAGCGUCACAGAGGUACCAUUGAAAAUGGUUCGAAAUAAUAUACCUAUCUACUUUUUAAAAUUGUUGAA
This is a messenger RNA of Wyeomyia smithii (pitcher-plant mosquito), 3300 nucleotides long. Its product is annotated as zinc finger protein 678-like. Gene Ontology annotation, molecular function: DNA-binding transcription factor activity, RNA polymerase II-specific; RNA polymerase II cis-regulatory region sequence-specific DNA binding. The record is from RefSeq and is a predicted model, not a curated record. The transcript has a single exon. Lineage: Eukaryota; Metazoa; Arthropoda; Insecta; Diptera; Culicidae. The coding region runs from base 1891 to 3270 and encodes 459 amino acids. Gene Ontology annotation, biological process: regulation of transcription by RNA polymerase II.